AUGAGGCUUAAGUUAUACAACUGGAGCAGUUGUUAUUAUACGGACGUCUUCUAUGCAGGGAACCUAGACCUGGGUUGUGCAAACCUAGUACAGCAUUACAUCGACACUGGGGAUCACCGCCCGAUCAAGCUGCCGCCUCGGAGGAUAGCACCAGCUCGUCGCCAGGAAAUGGAGAAGGCGGUAGGGGACCUUAUUCACCAAGGUCUGGUCAAAAAAUCCAUCAGUUCGUGGGCGUCAGGAGUCGUCCUUGUGAGGAAGAAGGAUGGCUCAAUGAGGUGCUGUGUAGACUACCGCACCCUCAAUGACGUGACGGUGAAGGACUCCUACACCUUGCCAAGAAUCGAUGACACACUUGAUGCGCUAACAGGCGCCAAGUGGUUCUCAACACUCGACAUAAAGUCUGGGUAUUAUCAGGUGAAGAUGGUUGAGGAAGACAAGAAAAAGACCGCAUUUUCAUAUGGACAAGGGCUAUGGCAGUUCAAAGCUAUGCCAUUCCGCCUGUGCGAUGCACCAGCUACCGUCGAACACUUCAUGGAAAGGGUUCUGGAAGGUUAGUACUGGAAGACUGGCCUCAUAUAUCUGGACGACGUGAUUGUCUUUGGCAAAACUUUCGAGCAAGAACUGGGGAGGCUAUUGGAAGUGUUUGACCGGUUCCCGGCUGAACACCUUAAACUGAGCCCAAGGAAGUUCAAUAUCUGGAACUUCGCCACGGUCACAGCACCGUUGCACAAGCUGACUAAUAAGUGGCAGAAGUUUGAGUGGACUACUGAGAGUCAAGGCUCCUUCGACCAGCUAAAGGAUGCCUUGGCCAGCUCCCCGGUGCUCCCGUAUCCGGACCCAGCUCAACCUUUCAUCUUGGACUGUGAUGCAAGUGAACAAUGGGAUGCUCUUCGACUGAAGGAUGGCCUCAACAGGUACUGGCAGACAGUACUUCCUCGGAAGAUGAGGUCGAAAAUCCUGAGAGAUAUGCACAACAAUCCAACCAGUGGGCAUCAAAGAGUGAAGAAGAUCUUGAGUCGCCUGCGGCAAAGGUUUUACUGGGUUGUCAUGCUUAAGGAUGUGGAGGAAUGGUACCGUUCAUGCAAUGUCUGCUGCGCCAAGAAGGUACCAAAGCUACGCACGCAUGACCCUCUGCAGUUGUACCAUGCAGGUGCACCAAUGGAGAGGGUCACAGUGAAUAUUGCAGGACCUCUGCACUUACUGCAGAUGGGAUUAGGUACAUCUGUGUUGCCAUGGAUUACUUCACUAAGUGGCCAGAAGUUUAUGCAAUCACAAAUCAGGAAGCCUCUACUGUUGCCAGGGUGCUGGUGGACCAGUUCUUCUGCCGGUUUGGUGUGCCCCAUGAGUUGCAGUCGGACCAGGGCAGAAAUUUUGAGUCAGCAGUGUUUAGCGAGUAGCGAGUGCUGUAAACUGCUGGGCAUAAGGAAGUCUAGGACCACUCCACUUCGGCCACAGUCGGACGGAAUGGUAGAAAAGUUUAAUUGGACCAUGGGACAAGAACUGGCCAAGUACUGUGUUGAGGGGCAGACAGAAUGGGACCAGAAGCUGCCUGCUCUGCUGAUGGCAUAUCGGUUGGCUGCUCACGAGUCAACUGGAUACACACCGGCAAAACUGAUGCUGGGUCACGAACUGUGGCUGCCAGUGGACCUGCUGACAGGAAGACAACCUGAUGAAGAACUCCCUGAAGAAAAAAAGUUAUUUUAA
Homarus americanus (American lobster) is the source of this 1704-nucleotide messenger RNA. RefSeq lists its product as uncharacterized. The record is from RefSeq and is a predicted model, not a curated record. Gene Ontology annotation, molecular function: nucleic acid binding. Gene Ontology annotation, biological process: DNA integration. Lineage: Eukaryota; Metazoa; Arthropoda; Malacostraca; Decapoda; Nephropidae.